UAUUGCAGUUUGGGCUGCUGUAGGAAGUGAUUUAAGCCUUUUUUGCUGGGGAAAUUGGCUGUUGUUUUGUGUUUUGCUGAGGUCUUGUGGGCUGGUUUUGGUGCUGAGAAUUUAGUUAUGUUGUUACUGUUAUCAUGAGAAAUUAAUUUCCUGGCGCUGUGCUGUUUUGGCUGCUGUUUCAUGAUAUUUUAUUCAUGUAUUUGGGGUUAUAUUGGCCUGCUGGAUUAGGCAAUCUGGUUGGUUUUUUCUGUACAUUUUUCCAGCACAAUCUGGUUGGUUUUUUCUGUACAUUUUGCUAGUACAAUCUGGUUGGGUUCUCUUUAAUUAUUGCUUUUGGCUCUGUUUGAAUAGAUUUAUUCGAAGUUGAAGAUCGAAGAGCCAAGCUGAUUGCCACUGACUUAGAGGACCAGUCUGAUUCUAAAUAUCCAGGUAUGGACCGUAAAUGGAUGUUUGCUAAUCGCUUAUCCGAUGAAUAUGCUGCUGGGGUGAAAGAGUUUGUUAAAUUUGCGGUUCAAAAUGCAAAGAACCCAAAUAGUUUGCUAUGCCCUUGUUUAGUUUGUUGGCAUGGUAUUCGAGUUAAUCCAUCUGAAUUAGAAGAUCAUCUAAUUUGCAAGGGAAUUGAUAAAAACUAUAUAUGUUGGUCAAAUCAUGGCGAGUCCAGAUUUGAUUCUGGUGAUGCAGCAGAUAGUGUGAGAUCUGCCUCAUUUGGAGCAGAGGAAGAUGCAUGUGAUGGUGACCGUGUUGAGGAAAUGGCGAAGGCGGUUGAAGAUGAUCUUCGUGAUUGUCCUCAAAUGUUUGAGAGGCUGAAAAAUGAUGCGGGGACACCUCUUUAUAAUGGAUGCUCUAAAUUCACAAGACUAUCUGCGGUCUUAAAGCUGUACAGCUUGAAAGCUGCCAAUGGAUGGACUGAUACGAGCUUCACCAACAUACUAACACUCUUAAAAGAUAUGCUUCCAGAGGGAAACGUUCUUCCCGGUCGACUAUAUGAGGCUAAACAAAUGUUGUGCUCUAUUGGAAUGAGUUAUGAGAGGAUUCACGCAUGUCCUAAUGACUGCAUAUUAUUUCGAAAUGAAUAUGAAUCUCUUAAGUCAUGUCCCAAAUGUAAAGCUCCACGAUAUAAGAAGGAAAAUUCAUGUCCUUUAAAAGUGUUAUGGUAUUUCCCCAUAAUACCCAGAUUUAGGCGCAUGUACCGCAGUGCAGAAGUUGCAAAACAGUUGACUUGGCAUAAAUAUAGAGGAGAAGGAGAUGGAAUGCUUCGACACCCGGCAGAUUCUCCCCAAUGGAGCAAAAUUGAUUCUGACUAUUCUGAAUUUGGCAAAGAGGAAAGAAACCUACGCCUUGCAUUGUCUACUGAUGGAAUAAAUCCACAUAGCCUCCAAAGUAGCACCCACAGUACGUGGCCGGUGAUACUAGUGAUCUAUAACCUACCUCCUUGGCUUUGUAUGAAGCGCAAGUACAUGAUGUUAUCAAUGUUAAUUUCUGGGCCUCAACAACCAGGAAAUGAUAUAGACAUAUACUUGUCUCCUUUAAUUGAAGAUCUGAAGAAAUUAUGGGAGGUAGGGGUGGAGGUGUAUGAUGGGUCAAGGGAAGAAACUUUUAGGUUGAGGGCAAUGUUGUUUGGUACGAUCAAUGAUUUCCCGGCAUAUGGCAACUUGUCGGGAUAUAGUGUAAAAGGAAAACUUGCAUGCCCUAUAUGUGAAGAUGAUACAAUUUCAAUGCGAUUAGAUCAUUGUAAAAAGAAUGUUUUCCUCGGACAUCGUAGAUUCUUGCGAACAACACAUCGUUAUCGGGGGUGGACAAAAGCUUUCAAUGGUAAUAAAGAAGAAGGUAGAGCUAGAAAGCCAUUGAAGGGUAGUGAUCUGAUUGCCAAGGUGAAGAACGUGAAGUGUAAAUUUGGCAAGACAUUCAAAAAACAACUUCCUAAAUGUGGUUGGAAGAAAAAGUCAAUUUUCUUUGAGUUGCCAUAUUGGGAGUCACUUCAUGUGAGACAUUUUCUUGAUGUGAUGCAUAUUGAGAAGAAUGUUUUUGAAAGUGUUAUAGGUACUUUACUAAAUGUGCCGGGCAAGACUAAAGAUAGCAUCAAUGCAAGACUUGAUUUGGUUAGCAUGGGCAUAAGAAAAGAAUUAAGACCGGUGAAGAAGGGGAAACUGGGGUAA
Molecule: messenger RNA, 2156 nt
Organism: Lotus japonicus
Lineage: Eukaryota; Viridiplantae; Streptophyta; Magnoliopsida; Fabales; Fabaceae
Exons: 3
Coding region: 432-2156 (574 amino acids)
Source: RefSeq, a predicted model, not a curated record